Molecule: messenger RNA, 932 nt
Organism: Aspergillus sclerotioniger CBS 115572
Lineage: Eukaryota; Fungi; Ascomycota; Eurotiomycetes; Eurotiales; Aspergillaceae
Exons: 3
Coding region: 27-869 (280 amino acids)
Source: RefSeq, a predicted model, not a curated record
CAUUACCACGUUCAGACGUCUCCACAAUGGCUGCUCAAGGACAGAUGCAAGACAAACGCCUGCAGGCCCGCGAGCGGGUGUUAAAGAUCUCUGUUGUAUACUCCAACCUGACACGCAUCUUCAAAGAAACCCAACUCCUCGACCACACAACUCUGAACGACAAUGAUCUCGAGAACCUCAGAAUCAAGCUAUCCGAGCUUGACCUGACCGGAGACUGUCACGGGGCUUCCGAACUCUUUUACAAACCACGACCAACAGAGGACCUGCCCAAGACUGACUGGAAGGCUGUGAGAUUUUCGGACUGGACGGAGGGAAUCAGUGGUGAACCACGCCGGGUGGAACAUACCCUCCAGAGUGCUUCGAAUGAGCUCUGGUGGGGUAGAGAGCAUCCCUGGGUUCAACGAAAGUGCUACCACGAGUAUCCCAGUAUUGCAACUGGCGAGCGCACACCCAGCGAUCCAUAUCAGUGGCAGACCUGCUCCGACAUUGAGAUAGAAUCCGGCGAUCUGCCUCACUGCAGCUUUCGAGUGUUUCAUUACGCCGAGCCGGAGGAACCUUUGCGUCGCAGUGAAGUCCUGCCUAUUGUGGGGUAUAUGAGAGCUAGGUUGGGCCGAGGUGAAUAUUUUCGCCACUCUAAGUUUCCGGCGUACCACGAUGGACUUCAUCUGUACAUCGCCAAAUCCCAGUUUGUUGACUUCAAAGAAAACAAGCGCGAGAACUACGAAUUGUUCGUCCGCUGGAUUCUCGGGGUGCCUUGCGGUGAUACCACGGCCACUCUGGCCAUCGAGGGCCAGAAGUUGGGUGAAGCCAACAGCCGUCGCCUUGAUGCCUUCCUGAAAAGGCGCUUCCCACCCGGCAGCAAUGAAUGAAGAGUAGUAGUUGGCUUGAGUGCUUGUUAGCUGAUAGCUGCAAUGUUUUGAAUGUAGGCAAUC